AUGUUUUAUCCGUCGACAACACAAAACGUCUUUCCAAUCCCACAAACAUCGAUUGGCGCACUAGUUGUCUACUGCGCCAUAUUUGUCGUGCUUGUCCUUCAAUUUAUAUAUACUUUAAUUAAGUCCACACAACGAUAUGGGUAUAUUAGACUGACAAUAACACGGGCUACAUACUUUGCACUUUCUAUGAUAUACAUCGUUGGUAUCAUCUUCGCGUUUUCAUUGGAAUGGAACACUCCACGACAAUCGUGUUUUCUAUAUGUCAUUGAACGAAUAAAUGAAUCCAUGGGGUGUUACUUGUUUAUAUCUGGAUUCACUGUUUGGUUACUUGACUAUUACGACUUUCGAUCGGGAGGGUAUGGAGCUGUUAUGCGUCAUAGAUUUCUCAUUCCAGUAGUGAUGUAUUCGAUAAACACUGUUCUGUUAAUUUCCGUGUUUAUUCAAGUCUUGUAUUAUAUCACCCUUCCUGGAGAGUGUGAUCCAACAAUACCAAGUCGAAGUGCUGUUUAUCUAUCAAUUCCAUUGUGUAUUACUGCUCAGGAAAUGGCUUUAUUAAUUGGGUUCAGUGGAGUCGGAGUCUGGGUGAUAUACUCCAACAGAAAUUUGAAAGUGAGUUUUAAGAAUGAUACCCUAUACUUCGUGUAUUUCAUUCGAUUUGGAAUUGCACUUGUGUUACAUUUCAUUGUGAUGCUCAUCAAAUUCAUAUUCUCAUUUUUGCUCCUGUCUGGGUAUAACGGGACGAUUUUCUUCAUUUUUAACUACGUUGUGAGUGACGCUCUCAACUUCUUUGCUCUUUUCUUACUCACUACUUACACACUCUCUUCAGAGUAUUUUGGUACUAAAAGAAUCAAAUCAGACUCAGAAGAACUCCUCACACAUGAAAGAUAA
This is a messenger RNA of Entamoeba invadens IP1, 888 nucleotides long. RefSeq lists its product as hypothetical. The record is from RefSeq and is a predicted model, not a curated record. The transcript is spliced from 4 exons. NCBI's taxonomy places the organism in Eukaryota, Evosea, Mastigamoebida, Endamoebidae. Bases 1 to 888 code for a protein of 295 amino acids.